Molecule: messenger RNA, 827 nt
Organism: Panicum virgatum (switchgrass)
Lineage: Eukaryota; Viridiplantae; Streptophyta; Magnoliopsida; Poales; Poaceae
Exons: 6
Coding region: 96-632 (178 amino acids)
Source: RefSeq, a predicted model, not a curated record
CAACUGAUUUGUCAUGCACCAGAGAAUAGGCGUAUCAGUUCAGCACAUGCAAGCAAUAAAACAUUGGUUUUCUUAAUUUAUUGUAGGAUGGUCUUAUGGAAACAGAAUGUGAUACUGAAAAAAGCCCUGAACACUCAAGUGGUAAUGACAACUCUCCAUCAAUUGAUGCGCAGCAAGCACCUGUCCAGAUAAAUAAUGGAGCCACUGAAGACCACACAUCUUUAUCAAAUGAGCAGAGAAUUGCAAAGGAGGGUCAUGCAGAUAAGGGUGAUGCAGGCACUAACUUGCGAUCUGAUACUAUACAGACCAACAUGAGAUCUCGAAGAGUUAAAGCCCCCAGUUUGAACCGAUCGGAAUCGUGUGAAAUGGAAGUCUACCUUAUUUCACUGAGAAACAAAGGGAGAGUGGCGGCGAAAGGAACAUUAAAGACUACUGAUAGCAAACGAGUUAUUGGUGGAAGCAUGCUUGGAACGGAAUUUGUUGGUGUUUAUGUUGAUAGAAUUGAAAAUAAGGGAGAUGAGGAGUUACCUCGACCACUCUAUAGUAUUUGUACUCUAAUGGAUGCUGUUGGCUUUAUUAUUCCUUGGCCCAAAUCACAUGUGAAAAAAGUUAUGAGUUCAAAUCAUACCUGAACCAGCUUGGAAAGAAGUUCAAGCCAUGAGUGGAAAGGAGAAAGAAAGGGCAACGAAAGAUAGAUAUAUUUUAGUUGUUACAGAAAAUUCUAGAAAUAUUUGUAUGAUACUGCUACUUUCUAUGUUUCUUUGGGAACAAAUUUGUCUUGUUCAGUGUACUUCAAUUAAUGGAUGAGUUGGUUCCAGAAUUACUCA